This is a messenger RNA of Erinaceus europaeus (western European hedgehog), 1159 nucleotides long. Its product is annotated as phospholipase A2, membrane associated-like. The record is from RefSeq and is a predicted model, not a curated record. The coding region runs from base 433 to 864 and encodes 143 amino acids. NCBI's taxonomy places the organism in Eukaryota, Metazoa, Chordata, Mammalia, Eulipotyphla, Erinaceidae. Gene Ontology annotation, molecular function: phospholipid binding; calcium ion binding. Gene Ontology annotation, biological process: phospholipid metabolic process; arachidonate secretion; negative regulation of T cell proliferation. The transcript has 5 exons.
CCCAACCUCCCUCAGUCCAUGUCCCCAACACUGUGCAGAGCAGCCCACAGCCCACAGCAGCACAGGGGCCUGGCCUCUCCUGGGAGCAGCAUCCAGAAGAUGUAGGGUGGUCACUCCCAGAGAUGCUUCAGGGAAUGACUGUCAGGAGCCAGGCCCAAAGAAAGAUUACACAACAGGAUCAGUUUUUGGCAGCAACUAACAGCAAACAGGGUUUCCUGCAUCACCUCUGGCCAGCAGUGAUUAGGGACACUGAAGGGAUUACCCAGAGUCACUGGCAGGCCAAAGGCUGUCCAUCACAGACCACACCCCACUGCUUCACAUAACCCAGAAAGUCUCAGCUCCCCAAGGAGCAGUUAUUUAAGGACUCGGACUGCAAGUAAAGAAGGAAAGACUGGAGGCACCGGCUCAGCAUUCUCUUGAAGAAGGCUCAGUAUGAAGGUCUUGCUGUUGGCAAUGAUCCUGAACUUUGGUCUGCUGAGGGCUGAUGAGUCCUCAUGGAGUUUGGAGAAAAUGAUCACAAUGGCUACUGGAAAGGAAGCAGCACAUGCUUAUGGCCAGUACGGCUGUCACUGCGGCUGGGAAGGAAAAGGGUCCCCUGUGGAUGCCACAGACAAGUGCUGUGUUGCUCUUAACUGCUGCUAUCACAAUCUGGAGAGAGCUGGGUGCAAUCCCAGAUCAACCACCUACAACAUUGACUACAAAUGGAAUCAUAUCAGCUGUGUGAAAGCAAACUUCUGUAGCAAUAAAGUGUGUGAAUGUGAUAAAGCUGUGGCCAAAUGUCUUGCAAGAAAUAAGAAAACUUUCAAGAAGAAAUAUGAAAAAUAUGACCACAACAACUGCAAAGGAGUGAACCCAAGGUGCUAGGCCAGUGGACACUCAAACCUCAUCUGCUCCUGCUGGGUUUCCUUCUCUUGCACCCCCAUCCCAUGUCCCAGCCCCUGUCCUACAAUGAAGAACCACCCCCUCUCUGCUCAGAGUCCCUUCUAGCUCCACACAGGAGCCUGCAGCCUGGGGCAGGUGUGUCUCAUCUCCUUCCCACUUGCUCUCAGCCAGCAGGAAAUUCCCCCUUUCCCACUCUUCUGCACCAAGUCCUACUCUCUCCUUAGAAUGGAGAAGCUGCAUUUCUUGGAUGGUCUUCUCAAUAAAGCAACUGACUGGA